UAUGAGAGGUUCCUCUGCCAGGGGGAGGCACCUGGAGAAAACCAGAAGGAGGGCAAGAGCCAGAGAAAGAUAAAGCGCCCCAGGGCCUCCCACAGCAGUGCCUGAGCUGGAAUGGGGAGGUGCCAUGACUCACACGGCCCUGCAACAUCACUUUAAGAGGGCUGUCCAGCUGCAAGAUACUGUAAGUGGAAAGUGAAACUACAGAGCUUUGAAAAAGAGCGGGACAGGGACAAGCCUAGCAAAGCGGCUGAGCAUGAAUCCACAGAUCAGAAAUCCCAUGAAGCGGAUAUAUCGACAUGCAUUCGACUACAACUUUGUAAAUGAACCCGUCCUCCCUGGUCGGCCCUACAGCUGGCUGUGCUAUGAAGUGAAGACAAAGAAGGACCCCUCACAACUCCCUCGGGACACAGGGGUCUUUCGAGGCCAGGUCUAUUUGAAGCCUCAACACCACCCAGAGAUGAGAUUCCUCCACUGGUUCCGAAAGUGGAAGCUGCAUAGUGACCAGGAGUACGAGGUCACCUGGUUUGUGUCCUGGAGCCCCUGCCCAGUGUGUGCAAGGAACGUGGCCGAGUUCCUGGCCGAGGACGGGAUGGUCACCCUGACCAUCUUCGUGGCCCGCCUCUACUACUUCUGGGACCCACAUUACUGGAAGGAGCUUCGCAGACUGUGUCAGAGGAGAGACAGUCCGCAUGCCACCAUGAAGAUCAUGAGUUAUGGCGAAUUUCAACACUGUUGGGACAAUUUCGUGGACAACAAAACAGAGACAUUCGUUCCCUGGAAUGAGCUGCCUAAAAAUUACACUUUACUGCGCAUCACGCUGGGGGAGCUUCUCAGACACCUGAUGGAUCCAGGCACUUUCACUUACAACUUUACCAAUGACCCUUCGGUCCUUGGACAGCACCAGACCUACCUGUGUUACGAGGUGGGGCACCUGAACAGUGGCACCUGGGUCCCACUGCACCAGCACAGGGGCUUCAUACUCAACGAGGCUUCAAAUAGCCUCAGUUUCCCUGAAGGCCGCCAUGCAGAGCUGUGCCUCCUGGACCUGAUUUCCUUUUGGAAGCUGGACCCGGCCCAGCACUACAGGGUCACCUGCUUCAUCUCCUGGAGCCCCUGCUUCAGCUGUGCCCUGGAGGUGGCUGAAUUCCUUCAAGAGAACCCACACGUGAACCUGCGCAUCUUCGCUGCCCGCAUCUAUGAUUAUCACCCAGGAUAUGAGGAGGGGCUGUGCAGGCUGGGCUGGGCUGGGGCCCCAAUUUCCGUGAUGAAAUACAGCGGAGGGGCUCUCGCUCACUUGCUGGAAUCUCCAAACCUUCCACUCUGA
Messenger RNA from Cebus imitator (Panamanian white-faced capuchin), 1324 nucleotides. RefSeq names its product DNA dC->dU-editing enzyme APOBEC-3G-like. Gene Ontology annotation, cellular component: cytoplasm; P-body; nucleus. The coding region runs from base 254 to 1324 and encodes 356 amino acids. The record is from RefSeq and is a predicted model, not a curated record. The transcript is spliced from 7 exons. Gene Ontology annotation, biological process: cytidine to uridine editing; defense response to virus; negative regulation of single stranded viral RNA replication via double stranded DNA intermediate. NCBI's taxonomy places the organism in Eukaryota, Metazoa, Chordata, Mammalia, Primates, Cebidae. Gene Ontology annotation, molecular function: RNA binding; cytidine deaminase activity; zinc ion binding.